GAAUGAUACACUAAAUUUGAUGUUAAUGGUUUUUAUGACAAGGUGGCUAUAAUAAUUUUCGAGUUUGAGCAGAAGGUAAAUAUGAAAAAGAUAAAAAGUCUCGUUAGCUAAGAUAUCACCCAAAUCUGUGCACGAACAUCAAAGUUGGAAACAAACAAGAACAAGAGAGUGUGUCGUUGUGGUGAAGAAAGAAAGAAAGAAAGAUGAAGCUGAAAGUGUAUGCGGACCGUAUGUCCCAGCCAUCUCGUGCGAUUCUUAUUUUCUGCAAAGUCAACGGAAUCGAUUUUGAAGAGAUCCAUAUAGAACUUUCCAAACGUCAGCACCUAUCUCCUGAAUUUCAAGCGAUUAACCCUUUCAAGAAAGUCCCUGCUAUUGUUGAUGGAAGGUUCAAGCUAUUCGAGAGUCAUGCAAUUCUUAUCUAUCUUGCUUCUGCAUUUCCUGGAGUUGCACACCAUUGGUACCCAGCUGAUGUUUCCAGGAGAGCUAGAAUUCAAGCAGUGUUAGAUUGGCAUCACCUGAAUUUGCGCCGUGGAGCAGCCGGGUUUGUUCUAAAUACUGUGCUAGCUCCAUUAUUGGGUCUACCACUAAACAAGCAAGCAGCUGCUGAAGCUGAGAAAGUUUUGAUAUCAUCUCUGUCCACAAUAGAGAACAUUUGGCUUAAGGAUGACGGGCUAUACUUGCUUGGUGGCUUCCGACCUUCCAUAGCGGAUCUCAGCUUGGUCUGUGAAAUUAUGCAAUUACAGCUUUUAGAUGAGAAGGAUCAUGAUCGUAUUCUUGGCCCGUACAAGAAAGUUCAGCAGUGGGUUGAGAGCACAAAAAAUGCAACGAAACCACAUUUUCAUGAAGUUCAUAAUGUCCUCUAUAAGCUCAAAUUGAGACUUUCAUUGAAGCAAUCUAGUCAGACAGAUGGGGAAAUGAAAUCUGGGAUUAAAGCCCCUAUAGCUUCAAGGAUGUGAUUAAUCAACCAUGCUAGUAACAUAUCUGAGACAGCUUAAUGUGACCAAUUAGCCAUGCCUAACAUUAUAUACAUCGUUGGUUGCAAUUGUCAGGCUUGAGUCUUUGAAGAUGAAAUUUAUGUCUAUAUUGAAACCCAUUAUGAGAUUGCUAAGCUUGGCAUAUAAUAAAUUUCAUUGUGAUUCAAAGAUUUACGAAUCAAGUCUUACGUGCAGAUUUGAGAUUA
Messenger RNA from Medicago truncatula (barrel medic), 1180 nucleotides. Its product is annotated as glutathione S-transferase T1. Lineage: Eukaryota; Viridiplantae; Streptophyta; Magnoliopsida; Fabales; Fabaceae. The record is from RefSeq and is a predicted model, not a curated record. Bases 204 to 956 code for a protein of 250 amino acids. The transcript has 7 exons.